Molecule: messenger RNA, 1509 nt
Organism: Triplophysa dalaica
Lineage: Eukaryota; Metazoa; Chordata; Actinopteri; Cypriniformes; Nemacheilidae
Gene: ptcd2
Product: pentatricopeptide repeat domain 2
Exons: 10
Coding region: 12-1163 (383 amino acids)
Biological process (GO): multicellular organism development; mitochondrion organization; regulation of mRNA processing
Cellular component (GO): mitochondrion
Molecular function (GO): protein binding; RNA binding
Source: RefSeq, a predicted model, not a curated record
UCGGUUCAGACAUGGCGCUGAGGGUACUGAGCGGUUAUGCUCGCAUUAUACUGACCGAUACAUCAAAAGCAACGGUGCUCCGAGGAGCCCUGCAGUCAGACUGUUUGAAAUGUCGAGACGGAGCCAAACGCUAUCUCUUAUCAGAAGAUGUCGUAAAGCUGCAGGAUUUUCAGCACAGGAAACUUGCUGUGGCCCAUCAAAUGGCAGGAUCAAAAGGUUAUUAUUUUGAUAUGGUAAAUCAGAAGAUGGAGAAAAAUGAGCUAAUCUUGAAAGAUGAAUUGAAACUCCUAUUGCACUUAUGCCAGUCUGCUGAAGAUGUUAUCAUAGCAAGAAAUGCUAUUUACAGGUACCAUGAAGAGAAUCGCAAUAUGGCAUUUGGGGAUUUCAGGUUUGGUCCUCUUUUUAUGAGGUUAUGCUAUGAACUGGGUUUAGAGGAGCUGGCAGCCACAACUCUGAUGGAUUCGACACUGAAAGGGUUUUUUUCAGACUCCACGUCCUUCAAUAUUGCCAUUGACAUGCUUUUCAAUAAAGGAUGCUAUGAAAGUGGCCUAGAUGUGGUGGGAAAAAUGAAAAGCCAUGGUGUGCCAUUUAAUAAAGACACCUUCACAUUAGCUAUUGCUACUUGCUAUAAACUGAACACUUCAAAGUCAUAUCAUGUCUGUUUGGCCGUGUUGGAAGAAGGUCAAACAAAAGGCAGUCUCAUCCCACGACAUGCCUAUUGCUUUGCCACGGCCCUUGCUCUCAAACAGAAUGACAAGGAGAGAGCCAAGACAAUCUUCUCUCAGAUCAUGUGUACAGACAGCCGACUAUGCCAGAACCUGAAGGUUCUUAUACUGGCUGUGUCAGGGUCCAUGAAAGAUGUAAUCUAUGUCCUUACAACAGCCCUAGUGUCAAAGACUCCAGUGUUUGUGAAGAAACCAGAAUUCUCUCAGGAAGUGGUUAAUGUGUUGAGGAAGAAGAGUGCUAAUGGGCUAUGGGAGGGGAGUGUGGAGCAGGUGGUUAGACGGUUGGAAGAAGCUGGCCAGAUCACCGAGCAGACCCUGGAUCAUUUCCUGUGUCACACUCCCUCAGGAAAGAAGAGGCCUCUGGGAAUAAUGGAGCAAGAAAGAAAAACCAGCCGAAGGACUCUUAGACCUCUGCAGUCCACACUACUGUCAGAGUGAGCAUGGAGCAGAAGAGUCUCAGUAAAUAUACUCAUCCGCACCUUCUGGAGCUCCCCUUCAAGUCAAAUCCAAGCUCAUGCUUUGGCAUCAACUACCUCCUUUCUUAUUAAAACAACCUCUGAUAUCUUCGGCUAAAGAACUGGACUUGAAAAACACUUUAAAAUGUCACGUUCCUAUAAUGAAAUGAUAGAUUAUGCUUUUGAAGAGUUUUUGCUGAAUAGAUCAGUAAAAACAGUCACACAAUAGCUAUCAUUUACUCACAUUUGUGUUCAAUGUUUAGCAGCAAUAAAAAGCAUUAGGUUCACUCUUUAAAUGCUGUAAGUCAUUAAAGAAAAUCAAAAGAUCA